CUCGCAGCCACCCGCCCCGAGUUCAUCAAACUAGCAACAGGAUCGCGGCGGGCGGGCGGGUGCCGGGUGCUGGCGGGACGCGGGACGCCUCUGUCUGUGCUGCCUGCCACCAGCUGCUGGCCGCGGGCACCUUCCCGCUCACCCCCAGGGCUGGCCCUGCCGGGCUCCCAGGGCGGGCGGCCGGGGGCAUGAGGUGAGCCCUCGGCGCCCUGAGCUGGCCCAGGCCGGGCCCCCCCCACCCCGAGCGGAGCGGGCGGACGGACAGACGCGGCUGCAGCCGCCCCCACUGUGGCCACGGGCAGCAUGUAUGGGAAUUAUUCCCACUUCGUGAAGUUUCCCGCCGGCUUCGAUGGGGAAACCAAGUCACGGAGGCAGGGCCGGACACCUCUUGGCCCCCCCAGCCACGCCGGCGCCCCGUCCAUGAGCCCGUCGGCCGCCCUGCCCCCCGGGAAGCCAGCGGGGAAGCCCCCCAGCUACACGGACGCCCCCGUGAGCGCCCCGCGGGCGCUGAGUGUGGGGGGCACCCCGCUCAACGCCCUCGGCUCUCCCUACCGGGUCAUCACCUCCGCCAUGGGCCCGCCCUCGGGGGCCCUGCCCGCACCCCCUGGCGUCAACCUUGUGCCACCUCCCAGCUCACAGCUCAGCGCCAGCGUGUCCGAGGACGUCAAGCCCCUGCCCGGGGGGCUGCCUGGUGUCGGGGGCCUGCACUGCCCCGCCGGCAGCCCUGGCUCCCUGGUCAAACACAUCUGUGCCAUCUGCGGGGACAGGUCGUCAGGGAAGCACUACGGGGUGUACAGCUGCGAGGGCUGCAAGGGCUUCUUCAAGAGAACCAUCCGGAAGGACCUGGGCUACACGUGCCGUGACAACAAGGACUGCCUCAUCGACAAGCGCCAGCGCAACCGCUGCCAGUACUGCCGCUACCAGAAGUGCCUGGUCAUGGGCAUGAAGCGCGAGGCCGUGCAGGAGGAGCGGCAGCGCAGCCGGGAGCGCGCCGACGGCGAGGCCGAGGGCGCCGGGCACGAGAACAUGCCCGUGCAGAGGAUCCUGGAGGCCGAGCUGGCCGUGGAGCCCAAGACGGAGGCCUACGGCACCCUGAGCGUGGAGAGCUCGACGAACGACCCCGUGACCAACAUCUGCCACGCGGCCGACAAGCAGCUCUUCACGCUCGUGGAGUGGGCCAAGCGCAUCCCCCACUUCUCGGACCUCACCCUGGAGGACCAGGUCAUCCUGCUCCGCGCAGGCUGGAACGAGCUGCUCAUCGCGUCCUUCUCGCACCGCUCCGUGUCCGUGCAGGACGGCAUCCUGCUGGCCACCGGGCUGCACGUGCACCGCAGCAGCGCGCACAGCGCGGGCGUCGGCUCCAUCUUCGACAGGGUCCUCACUGAGCUGGUCUCCAAGAUGAAGGACAUGCAGAUGGACAAGUCGGAGCUGGGCUGCCUGCGGGCCAUCGUGCUCUUCAACCCCGACGCCAAAGGCCUGUCGAACCCGUCCGAGGUGGAGACACUGCGGGAGAAGGUGUACGCCACGCUGGAGGGCUACACCAAGCAGAAGUACCCGGACCAGCCCGGCAGGUUCGCCAAGCUGCUCCUGCGCCUGCCGGCCCUGCGCUCCAUCGGCCUCAAGUGCCUGGAGCACCUGUUCUUCUUCAAGCUCAUCGGGGACACGCCCAUCGACACCUUCCUCAUGGAGAUGCUGGAGGCACCCCUGCAGCUCACCUGAGCCUGCCGCCCAGGACCCGCCCCCGCCGCCCAGGACCCGCCCAUUCUACACCAGACCCCGCCUCUGCCAGCCAGGACCCGCCCAUUCUACCCCAGGCCUCGCCCCUACUAAACUAGGCCCCGCCCAUUCUAUCCCAGGCCCCGCCCCUUCUCCCAAACUGAUGCUUCAAAUAAAGCCCCGUCCCUGUGUGAUUCGCGGUGGCCUUUUGUAGCGGGGGGGUUGCUUCGGGUCGCCCUAAAUCCCCGGGGCUGCAGCUCUUUCCAGAAGCGCCAAAGCAAAACAAGCCUCUGUAUAUAUCAACGGUUUAAAUUUUUUUUUGCCCCCCCCCCCAAUGUGCCAUGGAAAAGCCAAGGAACGAAUAAUAAAAGAAUCGAUGCGG
Messenger RNA from Sorex araneus (European shrew), 2098 nucleotides. RefSeq names its product retinoid X receptor gamma (gene RXRG). The record is from RefSeq and is a predicted model, not a curated record. The transcript has 11 exons. Gene Ontology annotation, cellular component: nucleus; RNA polymerase II transcription regulator complex. Gene Ontology annotation, biological process: cell differentiation; positive regulation of transcription by RNA polymerase II; anatomical structure development. Lineage: Eukaryota; Metazoa; Chordata; Mammalia; Eulipotyphla; Soricidae. Gene Ontology annotation, molecular function: retinoic acid-responsive element binding; nuclear receptor activity; zinc ion binding. The coding region runs from base 304 to 1719 and encodes 471 amino acids.